ACUCCUGGGACAGAGGGAGCAGAGGAUGGGGGGCUGGGUUCCUGGGUCCCUAACCUGGGGAGGGUUCUGGGGACCAGACGUCGGGGUUCUUGGAAGUGGAGAUGAAGAGUUUUCACCGAAACUGGUGCAGACGCAGGAAGCCUGGGGGAGGAAGGGGGGGAAACCCGGCCACAUCAAAGUCACACAGGAGAGACCCGGCCGCAGGAGGCAUGAGGGUCCCCCGGCCGAGAUGACAGUGCUGGUGCCAGCCUGGAGUCCAACAACUCGUCUCCUGCUGCUGCUGCUGCUGAGCUCGGAGCUCAGUGGGACCCAGGACUGCUCCUUCCAGCUCAGCCCCAUCUCCUCCGACUUCGCUGUCAAAAUCCGUGAGCUGUCUGACUACUUGCUUCAAGAUUAUCCGGUCACCGUGGCCUCCAAUCUGCAGGACGAGGAGCUCUGCGGCGCCCUCUGGCGGCUGGUCCUGGCACAGCGCUGGAUGGAGCGGCUCAAGGCUGUGGCUGGGUCCAAGAUGCGAGGCUUGCUGGAGCGCGUGAACACGGAGAUACACUUUGUCACCAAAUGUGCCUUUCAGCCCCCCCGCAGCUGUCUUCGCUUCGUCCAGACCAACAUCUCGCGCUUCCUGCAGGAGACCUCCGAGCAGCUGGUUGCUCUGAAGCCCUGGAUCACUCGCCGGAAUUUCUCCCGGUGCCUGGAGCUACAGUGUCAGCCUGACUCCUCGACCCUGCCACCCCCACAGAGUUCUGGGGCCCUGGAGGCCACAGCGCCAACAGCCCCGCCGUCCCCUCUGCUCUUCCUGCUGCUGCUACCCACGGGCCUCCUGCUGCUGGCCGCUGCCUGGUGCCCGCACUGGCAGAGGACACGGCAGAGGAUACCCCGUGCUAGGGAGCAGGUGCCUCCCGUCCCCAGUCCCCAGGACCUGCUGCUUGUGGAGCACUGACCCAGCCGGGGCCUCAUCCUGGGGAGGACACUGAGGUACACAGAGGGGAGACACCAGCCAGAGAAUGCACAGCUCGGACACAGAAGAAGUUGGCUAGAGGACGGUCCCUUCCUUGGGCCCAAUGCCCCUCUUGCUUCCUCCUCAGGAUGGAGGCAACACCAGAACCCAGCACCGGCCCCAUUUACCCAACUCUGUACAAAGCCAUUGUCCCCCUGAAAUGUAUAUAAAUCAUUCUUUUCUACCA
Saimiri boliviensis boliviensis (Bolivian squirrel monkey) is the source of this 1181-nucleotide messenger RNA. It is a transcript of the gene FLT3LG, whose product is annotated as fms related receptor tyrosine kinase 3 ligand. Gene Ontology annotation, molecular function: cytokine activity; receptor tyrosine kinase binding. Gene Ontology annotation, cellular component: cell surface; membrane. The record is from RefSeq and is a predicted model, not a curated record. NCBI's taxonomy places the organism in Eukaryota, Metazoa, Chordata, Mammalia, Primates, Cebidae. Gene Ontology annotation, biological process: positive regulation of cell population proliferation.